AUGGGAGAGCAAGAAUUUUCUAUUGCUAUGAUGAUUCUAUUUGCUUUGUUUAUUAGCUUGAAUAUGUUAAGUGUUGAAGGUGAUUAUGGUGGUUGGGAGAGUGCUCAUGCUACUUUCUAUGGCGGUGGUGAUGCUUCUGGCACAAUGGGUGGGGCAUGUGGAUAUGGAAAUUUGUAUAGUCAAGGAUAUGGAACAAACACAGCAGCAUUAAGCACUGCUUUGUUCAACAAUGGAUUAAGCUGUGGAUCUUGCUAUGAAAUGAGAUGCAAUGAUGAUCCAAGGUGGUGCAAACCUGGUUCUAUUAUUGUUACUGCUACAAAUUUCUGUCCACCAAAUCCAGCUCAAGCAAACAAUGAUGGUGGAUGGUGUAAUCCUCCUUUGCAACAUUUUGAUAUGGCUGAACCUGCUUUCCUUCAAAUUGCUGAAUAUAGAGCUGGAAUUGUUCCUGUCUCCUUUAGAAGGGUGCCAUGUUUGAAAAAGGGAGGAGUAAGAUUCACAAUAAAUGGUCACUCUUACUUCAACCUAGUUUUGGUCACCAAUGUGGGUGGUGCUGGUGAUGUUCAUUCAAUUUCCAUCAAAGGCUCAAGAACUUCAUGGCAACCUAUGUCAAGAAAUUGGGGCCAAAAUUGGCAGAGCAACUCUUACCUUAAUGGACAAAGCCUCUCAUUUCAAGUCACCACAAGUGAUGGUAGAACUAUAACAAGCUAUAAUGUUGCGCCAGCAAAUUGGCAAUUUGGUCAAACCUUUCAAGGAGCUCAAUUUUAG
Vicia faba (fava bean) is the source of this 765-nucleotide messenger RNA. NCBI's taxonomy places the organism in Eukaryota, Viridiplantae, Streptophyta, Magnoliopsida, Fabales, Fabaceae. The record is from the annotation of a GenBank genome assembly.